AUGUCAUGUGACUUCACUCUUAUGAUAUCAUCUUGCACGCUAGCUUAUAGCAGGCCCCAUGAAGCGGCUGUCAUGCGCAUAGCGACAUUGAUUGCACUCGUGCAGCUGUCGCUCGCUACAGCUGUUUCAGAUGAUGCCAUCAACACACUCACAGCGGCGGAGUUGAAUCUCCAAUUAGCCGGAGACAAUGCACUCUCACCAUUCUAUGAAACGAGCGCCGAAGACGCCGGGGUUAACUUUAUUAGGGGUUCUAGAGCCAUAGACACUCCAUUAUCUCCUGACAUAAACGUGCAAUGUGGGUCCGAUUAUAUCGAUGUAACUGUCGAAUUCCCUGAUAUUUACGAUGGUAUUAUAUACAGUAAAGGACAUCUUAACGACCCCAAGUGCAAAUAUGUAACCCUUGGAGGUAGUGAAUCGCAUUACUCGUUCAGAGUACCACUAAAUGGCUGUGGUUCUCGACCUCUCUGUAACGCUUGCGGGAGUAUUGAUAACAUCUUAGUUUUCCAAGCUGAUGACUUCGUCCAAGGACCAUUAGACUUCGCUAGGAAGGUAUCGUGUGCAAGCACGUCUUUAGAAGUGUCAGCAGGCAUUGGGAAACAAGAAGAAACGCAUACACUUAAACUAAAGCCUUUCAUGGUGGACAUGCUGGAUGUAGUAGCAGUACAGGGCCCCGCUGGCGGUGUCGAAUGCUGGAUGGACAUACAAAAAGGAGUGUUCCCAAAUACUACUCCUCUUAAAGAUUCGAUCAAGAUUGGUGAAUACCUUACUAUACUGGUAUACUUAAAGGAUAUCAGAAACCAGUUUAACCUGAAGAUACACGACUGUUGGGCAUACGAUAGCGAAAAUUACGAUGGACCUAAAACAAACAAAAUACAACUGACAGACAAGGAAGGAUGUCCUAAAAAAAGAAAACUUGUUGACCUAUGGCAAAAGUCGACUAACACAGGCGACAGCGGCGCCACGUUAAUUGCUUAUAGCAAAGUCAGUGCUUUCAGAUUCCCAGAAACGGAUCAGGUGUAUCUCACUUGCAAUGUCGAGUUGUGUACAAAUAAUUGUGACGCCAACUGCCAAGGAAUUACUAGUGAAAUCAGCACAACAAUCAGACCGCAACAGCAAUGUUAUCCUGGUUCUAAAGAUUCUAGAUGUCAACAACAGCCUAAGUGUUACCCCGGAUCAACAGAUCCACGUUGCCCUGGACUACCGUCAACUGAGCGCCCUAAUUGUUAUCCUGGUAACACAGAUCCAAGAUGUCCAAAACCAACAACACCUCAGCUUAAUUGUUAUCCUGGCAGUACAGACCCAAGAUGUCCGAGGCCUACUACACCUUCUCAGCCUAAUUGUUAUCCUGGAAACUCUGACCCAAGAUGUCCAAAGCCAACAACACCUUCUCAACCUAACUGUUAUCCCGGCAACACAGACCCAAGAUGCCCAAGGCCAACUACACCUCAAUCUGAUUGCUAUCCUGGUAGUACAGAUCCAAGAUGUCCAAGGCCAACUACACUUUCCCAACCUAACUGUUAUCCUGGCAGCACAGACCCACGGUGUCCCAGUCCCUCCACAGUUCAGCCUAACUGUUAUCCAGGUUCAUCAGAUUCACGAUGUUCUACAUCAACACAACCAACGAAAAGUCCCUGUUUCCCAGGUUCUAACGAUCCAAGUUGUCCUAAAUCUAUUACAUCAUCAACUCCCGCAGCCCCUAAUUGCUUUCCAGGAAAUACAGACAUUCGCUGCCAACAAUCUUCAACUUCAAAACCUAUUUGUUAUCCAGGCUCACCAAACCCUAGCUGUCCCCAAAUACAACCAUCAACGCAGAGUCCCCCAACUUACUUGCCACCGUCUACUACUGAAUUUAAAUGUUUCCCAGGUUCAACUGACUCCAGAUGUCCCAAAAUUACUAAGCCCACACCGCCUUCCCCAACAUUACCAUCACUUCCGAAUUGUUAUCCUGAAAGUAAGGAUCCACGAUGUCCUAAACCUACAACCCCAGCAUCUCUUAACUGUUACCCAGGAAAUACAGAUCCUCGCUGUUUUAGACCGUCUCCUGAUCCUAAACUUAAUUGUUAUCCUGGUUCCAAAGAUCCAAGAUGUCCGAAACCAACCACUGCUUCACAGCCUAACUGCUACCCAGGUAGUUCAGAUCCAAUAUGUUAUGCGUUAACAUCACCUAAGCCUGUAUGUUACCCUGGCUCUAACGAUCCCCGCUGUUCUCGACCAACACAAUCAACCACAAUAAAUGUGCCUACUUAUUUACCUUCAACUACACCACAAUCAUCUCCAUCAACCGUAACAUUAACUGGGUGUAUCCCUGGCAGUAAAGAUAGCAACUGCCCACAGCCCACGACUCUACGACCAAACUGCUAUUCAGGCAGUUUAGAUCCACGAUGUCCCAAAAUUACAACAACAACAUCUAAACCAGUUUGUUAUCCAGGAUCUCCAAAUCCAAAUUGUCCACAACCAUCCAGACCCACCACACUCACUCCACCUACCUAUCUUCCGCCAUCAACUACAAACGCCAAGUGUUAUCCAGGAUCUACAGAUGCUACUUGUAAUCAACAAACAACGCUACGUCCUAACUGUUAUCCUGGUAGUACAGAUCUAAGAUGUCCUCAACCAACAAUUACACCGCGCCCUAACUGUUACUCUGGCAGUACAGACCCAAGAUGCCCUCAACCAUCAACUGUACCUCGACCCAAUUGUUACCCCGGCAGCACCGACCCGAGAUGUCCUCAAACAACAACCUCAGCUCGGCCUAACUGUUAUCCAGGCAGUACCGAUCCAAGGUGUCCUCAACCAACAACUACUCCUCGUCCUAACUGCUAUCCUAGUAGUACAGAUCCAAGAUGUCCUCAACCAACUACCACACAACGUCCUAACUGCUAUCCUGGUAGUACAGAUGCAAGAUGUCCUCAACCAACCACUGCAUCUCGUCCCAAUUGCUAUCCUGGCAGUACAGACCCUAGAUGCCCUCAACCAACAACUACUUCUCGCCCUAACUGUUACCCUGGCAGCACAGAUCCAAGAUGUCCUCAACCUACCACUACAUCUCGUCCCGAUUGCUAUCCUGGCAGUACAGAUCGAAGGUGUCCUCAACCAACGACAGUAUCUCGUCCCAAUUGCUAUCCUGGUAGUACAGACCCACGAUGUCCUCAACCAACAACUACAGCUCGGCCUAACUGUUAUCCGGGUAGUACCGAUCCAAGGUGUCCUCAACCAACAACUACUCCUCGUCCUACCUGCUAUCCUGGUAGUACAGACCCACGAUGUCCUCAACCAACAACUACACCUCGACCAAACUGUUACCCUGGCAGCACAGAUCCAAGAUGCCCUCAACCAACAACUACAUCUCGUCCCAACUGCUAUCCUGGUAGUACAGACUCACGAUGUCCUCAACCAACAACUACACCUCGACCAAACUGUUACCCUGGCAGCACAGAUUCAAGAUGUCCUCAACCUACCACUACAUCUCGUCCCAAUUGCUAUCCUGGUAGUACAGACUCUAGAUGCCCUCAGUCAACUACACAAAAAACAGUAUGCUACCCUGGUUCACCUAAUCCUCAAUGCCCACAACCGUCUCGACCAACUACAUUAACACCACCUACUUAUCUACCGCCACCAACAUUAUCGCCUACAACUGUACGCCCUAAUUGUUACUCAGGUAACACAGAUCCAAGAUGCCCUCAACCAACAAACCCAAGAUGCCCUCAACCAACGACUACCUCUCGUCCCAACUGCUAUCCUGGUAGCACUGAUCCAAGGUGUCCUCAACCAUCAACUACACCUCGGCCAAACUGUUACCCUGGCAGCACAGAUUCAAGAUGCCCUCAACCAACAACUACCUCUCGUCCCAACUGCUAUCCUGGUAGCACUGAUCCAAGGUGUCCUCAACCAUCAACUACACCUCGGCCAAACUGUUACCCUGGCAGCACAGAUUCAAGAUGCCCUCAACCAACAACUACCUCUCGUCCCAACUGCUACCCUGGCAGUACAGAUCCAAGAUGUCCUCAACCAACAACUACAGCUAAGCCUAACUGUUAUCCGGGUAGUACCGAUCCAAGGUGUCCUCAACCAACAACUACUCCUCGUCCCAACUGCUAUCCUGGUAGUACAGAUCCAAGAUGCCUUCAACCAACGACUACCUCUCGCCCCAACUGCUAUCCCGGCAGUACUGAUCAAAGAUGUCCUCAACCAACAACUACAAUUCGGCCUAAUUGUUAUCCAGGUAGUACCGAUCCAAGGUGUCCUCAAACAACAACCUCAGUUCGUCCCAACUGUUAUCCUGGCAGUACAGACUCAAGAUGUCCUCAAAUAACAACUACACCUCGUCCCAAGUGCUAUCCUGGUAGUACAGAUACGAGAUGCCCUCAACCAACGACUACCUCUCGUCCCAACUGCUAUCCUGGCAGCACUGAUCCAAGAUGCCCUAAACCUACUACUCAAAAACCAGUAUGUUAUCCCGGUUCACCAGAUCCUAGUUGCCCACAACCUUCUCGUCCUACCACAUUGACACCUCCCACGUAUUUGCCACCAUCUACAUCUAGACCAAAGUGUUAUGCAGGUUCCACCGACUCUCGUUGUUCUCAACCAACAACUACACCGCGUCCCAACUGUUAUUCUGGUAGUACAGAUCCAAGAUGUCCCCAACCAAUAACUACACCACGUCCUACCUGCUAUCCUGGUAGUACUGACCCAAGAUGCUCUCAACCAACGACUACCUCUCGUCCCAACUGCUAUCCUGGCAGCACUGAUCCAAGAUGCCCUAAACCAACAACUACAGCUAGACCCAAUUGUUUCCUUGGCAGCACCGAUCCGAGGUGUCCUCAAACAACAACCCCCGCUCGCCCCAACUGUUAUCCUGGCAGUACAGAUCCAAGAUGUCCUCAAACAACAACCCCCGCUCGUCCCAACUGUUAUCCUGGCAGUACAGAUCCAAGAUGUCCCCAACCAACAACUACACCACGUCCUACCUGCUAUCCUGGUAGUACAGACCCAAGAUGCCCUAAACCAACGACUAGCUCUCGUCCCAAUUGUUACCCUGGCAGCACUGAUCCAAGGUGCCCUAAACCAACAACUACAGCUCUGCCAAACUGCCAUCCGGGUAGUACAGACCCUAGAUGUCCUCAAACAACAACCCCAGCUCGCCCCAACUGUUAUCCUGGCAGUACAGAUCCAAGAUGUCCCCAACCAACAACUACACAACGUCCUAACUGCUAUCCUGGCAGUACAGACUCAAGAUGCCCUAAACCAACGACUACCUCUCGUCCCAAUUGCUACCCUGGCAGCACUGAUCCAAGGUGCCCUAAACCAACUACUACACCCCGUCCUAAGUGUUAUCCUGGCAGUACAGACUCAAGAUGCCCACAAACAACGACUACAACUCGUUCUAAUUGCUAUCCUGGCAGCACAGAUCCUAGGUGUACUCCCCCUACCUAUUUACCACCAUCUACUUCUCAACCAACCUUGCGUCCCAACUGUUAUCCAGGCAGUACGGAUUCAAGAUGUUCUAAUCCAACAACUACUUCUCGCCCUAAGUGCUACCCUGGCAGCACAGAUUCAAAAUGUCCUCAACCUACCACUACAUCUCGUCCCAAUUGCUAUCCUGGCAGCACUGAUCCAAGGUGUCCUAAACCAUCAACUACACCUCGGCCAAACUGUUACCCUGGCAGCACAGAUGCAAGAUGCCCUCAACCAACAACUACAUCUCGUCCCAACUGCUAUCCUGGCAGUACAGAUCCAAGAUGUCCUCAACCAACAACUGCAUCUCGUCCCAACUGUUACCCUGGUAGCACUGAUCCAAGGUGUCCUCAACCAUCAACUACACCUCGGCCAAACUGUUACCCUGGCAGCACAGAUUCAAGAUGCCCUCAACCAACAACUACCUCUCGUCCCAACUGCUAUCCUGGCAGUACAGAUCCAAGAUGUCCUCGACCAACAACUACCUCUCGUCCCACCUGCUAUCCUGGUAGCUCUGAUCCAAGGUGUCCUCAACCAACAACUACACUUCGACCAAACUGUUACCCUGGCAGCACAGAUUCAAGAUGCCCUCAACCAACAACUACAUCUCGUCCCAACUGCUAUCCUGGCAGUACAGAUCCAAGAUGUCCUCAACCUACCACUACAUCUCGACCCAACUGCUAUCCUGGUAGCUCUGAUCCAAGGUGUCCUCAACCAACAACUACACUUCGACCAAACUGUUACCCUGGCAGCACAGAUUCAAGAUGUCCUCAACCUACCACUACAUCUCGUCCCAACUGCUAUCCUGGUAGCAUAGACCCUAGGUGCCCAAAACCUACUACUCAAAAACCAGUAUGCUAUCCCGGUUCACCAGAUCCCAGUUGCCCACAACCUUCUCGUCCUACCACAUUGACCCCUCCAACUUAUUUGCCACCAUCUACGUCUCGACCACACGUGCGUCCCAACUGUUAUCCUGGUAGUACAGAUCCGAAAUGUCCUCAACCUACCCCUACAACUCGUCCCAACUGCUAUCCUGGCAGUACAGAUACAAGAUGUCCUCAAUCAUCUACCACACAACGUCCUAACUGCUAUCCUGGCAGUACAGAUCCAAGAUGUCCUCAACCAACGACUGCAUCUCGUCCUAACUGUUAUCCUGGCAGUACAGAUCCAAGAUGCCCUCAACCAACAACUACGCCUCGUCCUAACUGCUAUCCUGGCAGUACGGACCCUAGAUGCCCUCAAACAACAACUACAUCUCGUCCCAAAUGCUAUCCUGGCAGUAAAGACCCAGUAUGUCCUCAACCAACGACUACCUCUCGUCCCAACUGUUAUCCAGGCAGUAUAGACCCAAGAUGUCCUCAAACAACAACUACAUCUAGUCUCAAAUGCUAUCCUGGUAGUACAGAUCUGAGAUGUCCUCAAACAACGACUGCAUCUCGUCCCAACUGCUAUCCUGGUAGUACAAACCCUAGUUGCCCAAAACCAACUACUCAAAAACCAGUAUGUUAUCCCGGUUCGCCAGAUCCUAAUUGUCCACAACCAUCUCGUCCUACCACAUUGACUCCUCCUACCUAUUUACCACCAUCUACUUCUCAACCAACCUUGCGUCCUAACUGUUAUCCAGGCAGUACGGACCCAAGAUGUCCUAAACCAACAACUACUUCUCGCCCCAACUGUUACCCUGGCAGCACAGAUUCAAGAUGUCCUCAACCAACUACCACACAACGUCCUAACUGCUAUCCUGGCAGUAAAGAUCCAAGAUGUCCUCAACCAACGACUGCAUCUCGUCCCAACUGCUAUCCUGGCAGUACAGACCCAAGAUGCCCUCAACCAACAACUACAUCUCGCCCCAACUGUUACCCUGGUAGCACAGAUUCAAGAUGUCCUCAACCUACCACUACAUCUCGUCCCAACUGCUAUCCUGGCAGUACAGAUCCAAGAUGUCCUCAAUCAACGACUGUAUCUCGUCUCAAUUGCUAUCCUGGCAGCACAGAUCCUAGGUGUCCACAACCUACUACUCAAAGACCUGUAUGUUAUCCUGGCUCACCAGAUCCCACUUGUCCACAACCAUCCCGUCCUACUACAUUGACUCCUCCUACCUAUUUACCACCAUCUACUUCUCAACCAACCUUGCGUCCCAACUGUUACCCAGGCAGUAAGGAUCCAAGAUGUCCUGAACCAACAUCUACUUCUCGCCCCAACUGUUACCCUGGCAGCACAGAUUCAAAAUGUCCUCAAGCUACCAGUACAUCUCGUCCCAACUGCUAUCCUGGCAGCACUGAUCCAAGAUGCCCUAAACCAACAACUACACCACGUCCUAACUGCUAUCCUGGCAGUACAGAUCCAAGAUGCCCUCAAUCAACGACUGCAUCUCGUCCCAACUGCUAUCCUGGUAGUACAGACCCAAGAUGUCCUCAACCAACAUCUACUUCUCGCCCCAACUGUUACCCUGGCAGCACAGAUUCAAGAUGUCCUCAACCUACUACUACAUCUCGUCCCAACUGCUAUCCUGGCAGUCCAGAUCCAAGAUGUCCUCAACCAACUACCACACAACGACCUAACUGUUAUCCUGGCAGUGCAGAUCCAAGAUGUCCUCAACCAACGACUACAUCGCGUCCCAACUGCUAUCCUGGCAGUACAGACCCAAGAUGCCCUCAACCAACAACUACUUCUCGUCCCAACUGUUACCCUGGCAGCACAGACUCGAGAUGUCCUCAAACUACCACUUCAUUGCGUCCGAACUGCUAUCCUGGCAGCACAGAUCCUAGAUGUCCACAACCUACUACUCAAAAACCUGUAUGUUAUCCUGGAUCACCAGACCCCAAUUGCCCACAGCCACCACGACCUUCUACCUUAAUACCACCUACUUAUCUUCCACCAUCACCUUCACGACCUACAUGCUAUCUAGGUUCUACAGAUCCCAGGUGUGCUGAAACUACUUCACAACCUAAUUGCUACCCGGGCAGUACAGAUCCACGUUGCUCGAAACCAACUACAUUGGGUCCAACGACGUCCAUACAACCUCAAUGCUACCCUGGAAGUACCGAUAUUAGGUGUACAAGACCUACAACUACUAAGCCAAUAUGUUAUCCAGGAUCACGUGAUCCUAAUUGUCCUCAGUCAUCUCCUACUACUAGACCUCCGAUAUAUCCUUCAACAGUUCAAAACUGUUUCCCAGGUUCCACAGAUCCACGUUGUCCAAAAACCCCAACAACCUUACAAUCUACAGUUAAACCACCUACAACACCACAGUCACAAUGCUAUCCUGGGUCUACAGAUCCUAGGUGUCCUAAAACAAAUCCACCCAAACCCAUAUGCUACCCCGGAUCCCAAGAUCCAAAAUGUCCACAACCAGUAAGACCUACAACUGUAUCUCCUACCCAACCAACAUUUAGACCUAAUUGCUAUCCAGGCUCACCAGAUCCUAGAUGCCCAAAAUCUCCUACUUCCACUCCUAGUUCAUGCUACCCAGGUUCUAAAGACCCUAAAUGUCCUCAACCUUUCAGACCUAGUAGUACUAAUCCUCCAUCCACGUACCUACCUCCAUUCCCAGCAGAGAAUGAAGUAAAAUCGCCAAGAGUUGGGAGAUUGGCUUCUAAAAAUAUUGAUUACUAUGAUGAAUCGCAAUCAGAAAUUGAUAACUUCGAAUUUUCUAGAACGAAACCUCGAUCUAGGAACAUAAGAGACGUGACCCAAGUGAGCGAAACUAUUGCCCCUUCUGUUGGUGGGUCAGCACUUUUACUAUUAUCUGUGGGUGCUGCCAUUUUGGUGUUAUCUGUAGCGAUAGCCGUUCACAUGAAAAGAAGAUACAAAAGAUCUAUUACAACGGCAAACAAUAGCGUUCAAAGUCUUUGUUGAUCAAUGUAGGUGCAUAAUUUUAACGAUUUAACGAUAAUAU
Molecule: messenger RNA, 9349 nt
Organism: Achroia grisella
Lineage: Eukaryota; Metazoa; Arthropoda; Insecta; Lepidoptera; Pyralidae
Gene: zye
Product: mucin-2-like
Exons: 11
Coding region: 1-9309 (3102 amino acids)
Source: RefSeq, a predicted model, not a curated record